UGUUGUUCUGUGUUUGAAUUGAGGUUAACUAUUUUUAAGUUAUGUUUAAAUUUAAAACUUCUUUUUUGUUUGUGUAAUUAAAGACACCGCUCUAUUACUUAUACUGAUUGAAACUGGUUUGGUCAAUUGUGUAACUAAUGUCUAAAAACUCCGAAAAAAAAAUACACAAAAAAAAUGGUAUUAAAAACGGAAUCACGAAAACCAUUGACACUUCUUUUUUGCAAUGGUCUGAAAAUAUUACAAGUAUCGACGUAAGCAACAGAAAUAUCGAGACAUUAAAUGAAAAUAUACAGUUUCCAACCAACUUGUUGAACCUGAACUUAUCAAACAAUGUACUAGCCGAAGUGCCCAAUGUAGUGCUAAAUUUGAAGAAAUUACAAAUGUUAGAUUUAUCGCAUAACUUAAUUAAGUAUUUUGACGAAACGCCGAGCUUCUGCCAUGUUAUAGAAACACUCGAUCUAGCACAUAAUCACCUAGCAGGACCUCCUUACUGGGUGUGGUCUGAAUCACCAUCGAAACUAUCCAAACUCGAUUUAAAUUACAACUUUAAACUAUCAGACUCCUUCAUAAACGGGUAUUUGGAAGAAUUGUUGCAGUACAAUGUGUCCGUAUCCGAAAUAAACAUAUCAAAUUGCAGAUUGAAUGACCACAUAAGCCUGUUGGGUACAUUCAAUAAAGUUAAGACACUUGUUCUUGGUAUACCUAAUUAUAGUAAUUUUGCUAACCACAUUGUUGAUGCACCAUGUGUAGGCCUAGAUAAAUGCUGCGAUAUAGAAAGACUGAUUAUGAGCAAUACACAGAUAUAUAAUAUUAAACCAGAUAUUGUUGUAUUUAAAAAUAUUGUUGAAAUCAAUAUGUCCCAUAACUAUAUCUCAGAUCUACCGAAUGAGUUCUGUGAUUUAGUUAGCCUUGAAAUAUGUAUAUUAUCACAUAAUAACCUUCUAUAUUUACCGGACGAUAUUUAUAAAUUAAAAAAAUUGACACACUUGUAUAUAGACUGUAAUGCACUAUGCAUAUUGCCAGAGAGAAUUAUUGAACUGUUGAACCUUAAAGUUAUUGAUUUAUACAAUAAUGGGUUGUAUGAUGUGCCUGAGGGAAUAAAAAAUGUGGCAGAGUUGGACUUGGCGCAGAAUUUCUUUGAUGAACCAGAUGAUUUGGGUUACAUCAAUAGAAAAGAAAAACUAAGGUUGAAUAUUCUGGACAGAUUUGAUGGAAGGAAAAUAGAAGAGGCUAGACCUGAGAGUGAGCACUCUAAUGACACUACAGAUGAUGAGGAACUUCUGAGAACUCUGGAAAAUACUGAAGUAUCAGAACAACGAUAUGAUCCACCGAGUUCCCCUGAAGAUUGGGAUUCUGAUGAGUACUGGGUGCCAUGCUAUCCUCGGCACGUGUCCCCGCCUCCUGAUUCGCCUUGGUUGUACUUUGUGAAGAAAAAAAUGGCAGAAGGCCACUUCUGUCCAAUGGAUGCUCAUCCUGUCUCUGUGUCGGAACUAGUGAAGUAUGAAAAAAUUUGCAAUCCUAGAAUAUGGACUGAGUAUGAAGGACAAUUUGAUGACUACUCAGAUGACAAUAGCUGAUUGUUGUGUAGCUAUUAUUAUAUUCACAUAGUACCUGGAUGAACAAGCUCUCUCUUAUCCUUAAAGAAAAUAGUAUGUAUACACAUUCAUUGUUAUAAAAUGUAUUAUUGAUAUACAAUAGAUAGUAGGCUAUCCCAGUCCUUAAAAGAGGAAGAAAUAAUAUUUCCUCUCAGUAUAACAAAAAUGUCUACUAUUUACAGUAGUCAUCCACCGCGCAACCAACUGGGCGCGCGUAGGCGCCCGGUUGAUUGGGCGCUACACACAGGUGCCCCCGAUCGCCCCUCCGAU
Achroia grisella is the source of this 1865-nucleotide messenger RNA. Its product is annotated as leucine-rich repeat protein SHOC-2-like. The coding region runs from base 138 to 1577 and encodes 479 amino acids. NCBI's taxonomy places the organism in Eukaryota, Metazoa, Arthropoda, Insecta, Lepidoptera, Pyralidae. The transcript is spliced from 3 exons. The record is from RefSeq and is a predicted model, not a curated record. Gene Ontology annotation, molecular function: protein binding.